Messenger RNA from Lagopus muta (rock ptarmigan), 5298 nucleotides. It is a transcript of the gene TIAM2, whose product is annotated as TIAM Rac1 associated GEF 2. The transcript is spliced from 26 exons. Bases 121 to 5298 code for a protein of 1725 amino acids. Gene Ontology annotation, biological process: activation of GTPase activity; small GTPase-mediated signal transduction; positive regulation of axonogenesis. NCBI's taxonomy places the organism in Eukaryota, Metazoa, Chordata, Aves, Galliformes, Phasianidae. Gene Ontology annotation, molecular function: protein binding; guanyl-nucleotide exchange factor activity. The record is from RefSeq and is a predicted model, not a curated record. Gene Ontology annotation, cellular component: synapse; membrane.
AGCCUGCAUUCAUCUCCAUCCUGCUUUUUUGGCAAGUGUAGCAGCUGGCUAUGAAGGCAAUGCAAAUGAUGCUAACUGAUAACCAUACCUACGUUUGAGAGAGAGAUUCUACAGUGGAAAAUGGGGAAUUCAGAAAGCCAAUACAGUCUUCAGGGAUCAAAAAAUCAUGCUACUGCUUCAACUGGUUCCAAGCAGAAGCCUUGCUCUCUAAAAAUUCGCAGCAUUCAUGCUAAAGAUGAAAAGUCUUGCUCCUUGCAUGGAUGGGGACAUACCAACAGUGGCUCAAACUACAAGUCAAGGUCUCUUGCUAGAAGCUGCCUUUCGCACUUCAAGAGUAGUCAGCCUUAUUCAGCUAGACUUGGUGACACUGUGGUGAAGGCCUCUAAAAGUAACGUCCUUGCCAAACACAGGACACACACCUCAGGGGACUACUGUCCAGGAAAUAAUGCAGUGUUUUUGCCUGAUAAUGGUUUCCACUAUAUUGGCCUUCAAGCUGGAAGUAAUCAUGCUGCUCCCCGAGAAUGCAAUGGGCACAUACUAAAAUGCUACGGAAAGAAUGAGAGUCUUGCAUCAACCUCCCCAUCAGAGGACAGGAGAAGUCCAAAAGUACUUAUUAAAACACUGGGGAAGCUGGAUGGUUGCUUGAGAGUUGAAUUCCACAACAGUAGCAACAGCAAAGUGCCAACUGAGGAGUCCAGUGGGCCAGUCCAGCUGCUGAGGUAUUCACCUACCUUGGAAUCUAAGUCAAAUAAUCUGCUUGAUGUCAGGAGGAACUCCAGUGCAGACUGUUCUUCAAACCAUCGUCUGUCACCUACUGAUUCAAGGCUUCGAUCUAGUAAGGGAAGCUCCCUAAGCUCCGAGUCUUCAUGGUAUGACUCUCUCUGGGGAAAUGCUGGGGAUAUCAAUGAGUUGGAUGGUCCAUAUUUGACUAGGAGCACUCCAGAUACAAGCAUUCAUGCCAGUUUCCCAGCAGGCGACAAGAAGUCCUUCAAUCAAAGCUCAUCUCUUUCCUCACUUCGAGAUCUCUAUAAGGAUACAAAUUUGGAAAGCACUCCUCCACCUGUGAUCAGGCUGUCUGAUGAGUAUAUUGAUACUCAUGGUAGCCUAAGCAACCGUGUAUCAUUCGCCUCAGACAUUGAUGUUCCCUCCAGGGUAGAGCAGGGAAGUCCUGCUCAUUAUUCCUCUUACACGCUCCCAUGUAGGAAGUCCAAGCCCCUCACUGAGGAUGCAUCCAAGAAGGACACAUUAAAAAGCCGAAUGAGGCGCAUCAGUGAUUGGACGGGAAGUCUCUCGAGGAAGAAAAGGAAGUUGCAGGAACCCAAAUGUAAAGAUGGGGGCGAAUACUUUGACAGCAGAAUGGACAACUUCAGCACAGACACGCUGGCACCAUCACAGCAGCCUACUUUGUUGUGGUCACCCAGCUCCAGUCACAUCCUGUCCCAGAGAAGUGAGUCCACCAAUGCAGUCAGCAGUGAUGCCCUGAGGCAGAACAUUUAUGAAAACUUCAUGCGAGAGCUGGAGAUGAGCAGGACAAACCUGGAGAACACUGAGACCUCAUCAGAAACGGAGGACUCCAGCAGCGAGUCCCUCAGCUCCUUGGAGCAACUGGAUUUGUUGUACGAGAAGGAGCAAGGAGUGGUGCGCAAAGCAGGGUGGCUGUUCUUCAAACCAUUGGUGACCCUGCAGAAAGAGAAGAAGCUGGAGCUGGUCACACGGCGAAAGUGGAAGCAGUACUGGGUAACACUCAAAGGUUGUACUCUGCUGUUCUAUGAGACCUAUGGAAGGAAUUCAAUGGAGCAGAGUAGUUUGCCUCGAUACGCUCUGUUUGCUGAAGACAGUAUAGUCCAGUCUGUUCCAGAACAUCCCAAGAAAGAAAAUGUGUUCUGUCUCAGCAAUUCUUUUGGAGAUGUCUACCUAUUCCAGGCGACAAGUCAGACAGAUCUGGAAAACUGGGUUACUGCCAUACAUUCAGCCUGUGCUUCCCUCUUUGCAAAGAAACUUGGGAAGGAGGACACAGUUCGGCUACUGAAAAAUCAGACCAAGAGUCUCUUCCAGAAGAUUGAUAUGGACAGCAAGAUGAAAAAGAUGGCAGAGUUGCAGCUCUCAAUUGUUAGUGAUCCAAAAAACAGGAAGGCGAUAGAGAAUCAGAUCCAGCAAUGGGAACAGAACCUGGAAAAAUUUAACAUGGACCUUUUCCGAAUGCGAUGUUACCUGGCCAGUUUGCAAGGUGGGGAGCUUCCGAACCCAAAGAGCCUUUUGGCUGCUGCCAGUCGUCCUUCAAAAUUGGCACUGGGAAGGCUCGGCAUUUUCUCAGUGUCAUCUUUCCAUGCACUGAUCUGCUCCAGGGAUGAAGCUGCUCUCAGGAAGCGUACCCUGUCUCUGUCUCAAAGAGUCAGAAACAAGAAGGGUUUGUUUUCUUCACUGAAAGGACUGGACACACUAGCAAGAAAAGGAAAAGAAAAGCGACCUUCCAUAACACAGAUUUUUGACUCUGCUGGAGGACAUGGAUUCGCCGGUGUCCAGAAUUCAGCCAACUCUGCUGAGCAGCAAGUUGAUGAAUUUUCGAAUGUCUACUGCUCAGUACCGGACAGCAUCCAGAAGGAGAAUGCUUGGGAAACACAAACGUAUGUUCACUUCUGUGACGGUCAAGGAGUAGCUUUAACUCUGAAACCGGAACACAGGGUGGAAGAUGUUCUGUCUCUGGCAUGCAAGAUGAAACAACUGGAGCCAAGGAACUAUGGGCUACAGCUCAGAAGACUGGUUGAUGAAAAUACUGAAUACUGUACUCCUGAACCAUACGAAUACAUAGUAGACCAGGUGUAUGAUGAAAUAGAAAUUUGCCCAUUAAAUGUUUAUCACAUUCAUCUUACAAAGACUGAAAAUAUAACUGAUUUUGGUUUUGCUGUCACAGCUCAAGUUGAUGAAAAUCAGCAUCUCACACACAUAUUUGUAAGUGAUGUUCUCCCUGAUGGGCUUGCAUACAAGGAAGGUCUACGAGUAGGCAAUGAAAUCCUGAGCAUAAACGGAGAGCCUGUGUCUGAUCUUGACCUUAGGCAGAUGGAGCUGUUGUUUUCAGAGAGAAGCGUAAUGCUCACUUUGAGAAUGAAUCACUGUGGGAGUCAGCAACCCUUGUGUGCAUCCUGGUCAUCAGAUGGUGACAUUUCCAGGGAUCCAAAAAGUUUGUUGCCACCUCCAAACCAGUCACAGCUUCUGGAAGAGUUUCUAGAUAACUUCAGAAAGAAUACAGCAAAUGAUUUUAAUAAUGUGCCCGAUGUCACAUCCAGCUUGAAAAGGAGCAGUACGGAUGGCACUCUGGACCAAGUACCACAGAGGGAGAAGACUGAUCCACCUUUCAGGAGCGCAGAACAGAUCAGUGCAUUGUGCCGGAACUUCCAAGAGGUCCAGACGAGCAGCAUGGAAGGGCAGAAGGACAACCAGGAUCUGCCUCCACGACCACUGGCUCGACACCUUUCUGAUGCAGACAGACUGAGGAAAGUCAUCCAAGAACUUAUGGAUACUGAGAAAUCUUAUGUCAAGGAUUUGAGUUGCCUCUUUGAGCUAUACUUGGAGCCUCUCCAAAAUGAAACCUUCCUUACACAAGAUGAGAUGGAGUCCUUGUUCGGCAGUCUGCCAGAAAUGCUGGAUUUUCAGAAGGUGUUUUUGGAGACCCUUGAAGAUGGAAUAUCUUCUUCCUCAGAUUUUAAUACACUGCAGACACCAUCUCAGUUCCGGAAACUGCUGUUUUCCCUGGGAGGAUCGUUUCUGUAUUAUGCUGACCACUUUAAACUGUACAGUGGCUUUUGUGCCAAUCACAUCAAAGUUCAGAAAGUUCUUGAGAGAGCCAAAACAGACAGUGCCUUUAAGGCCUUCCUGGAUGCCCGCAAUCCUACAAAGCAACACUCCUCUACGCUGGAGUCAUAUCUCAUAAAGCCUGUUCAGAGAGUGCUGAAAUAUCCACUGCUUUUGAAAGAGCUGGUGUCUCUGACAGACAACGAGAGUGAGGAGCACUAUCAUUUGACAGAAGCGCUGAAGGCAAUGGAAAAAGUAGCAAGUCACAUCAAUGAGAUGCAGAAGAUUUAUGAAGAUUACGGCACUGUAUUUGAUCAACUGGUUGCAGAUCAAAGUGGAACAGAGAAGGAGGUGACUGAACUUUCCAUGGGAGAACUUCUGAUGCACUCCACAGUUUCCUGGCUAAAUCCUUUCCCAUCACUGGGCAAAGCAAGAAAAGACCUUGAACUUACAGUGUUUGUUUUUAAGAGGGCUGUAAUACUGGUGUAUAAAGAGAACUACAAACUGAAAAAGAAAAUGCCAAGUAAUGUUCGUGCUGCCCAUAAUUAUGGUGACUUGGAUCCAUUUAAGUUUCGCUGGCUGAUUCCUCUAUCUGCUCUUCAAGUUCGGCUUGGGAAUGCAGCAGGAACAGAGAACAGCUGUAUCUGGGAACUGAUUCACACAAAGUCAGAACUGGAAGGCAGGCCAGAAACCAUUUUUCAGUUGUGCAGCAGUGACUGCGAGAACAAGACUAACAUUGUGAAGGUGAUCCGUUCUAUCUUGCGGGAGAAUUUCAGACGUCACAUAAAAUGUGAGCUGCCUCUGGAGAAAACCUGUAAAGAUCGCCUCAUCCCACUCAAGAACCGUGUGCCUGCCACAGCUAAACUGGCUUCCACCAGGUCCUUGAAGGUACUGAAGAAUUCACCCAGCAGUGAGUGGAACGGUGACCAAGGGAAAGGCACCUUCCAGGACUCUGAUGAGUGCAGCCUGAGCAGCAGCACCCAGAGCAGCAGCUGCAACACCACUGAGAGCAUACAGGAGCCCAAAACUUCAUCUCCUGAUCAGCAUGUACAGAGCUGUGCCUCUGACUUUUCUAAUGCUCUUGUCAAAGAAUCUGAUAUUCUCAGUGAUGAUGACGAUGAUGACUAUCAGAACCUAAAGAAGAGCAGCCCUACUAAAGACAUUGAAAUUCAGUUCCAACGGCUGAAGAUUUCAGAGGAACCCAAUACUGACUCUGAACGAGAUCAAGCUGCAGAAAAGGAGGAAGGAGAUGGUUUCAAGAUGGGAGAACAUCCAAAGCUGAUACGUGGCCAUUUCUGCCCAGUGAAGAGAAAAGUAAACAGCACAAAGCGUAACAGGGGAACUUUAAUGGCAAUGCAGGAACGUCACCAGUCCCUUGACAGCCACUCUGAUGCUGCAAACUUGGACCUGAACUCUAUUUUGGAGAGAGAAUUUAGCGUCCAGAGCUUAACAUCUGUAGUUAACGAGGACUGUUUUUAUGAAGCUGUGGAGAGGCAUGGGAAAUCCUAG